Molecule: messenger RNA, 281 nt
Organism: Paramecium octaurelia
Lineage: Eukaryota; Ciliophora; Oligohymenophorea; Peniculida; Parameciidae
Source: the annotation of a GenBank genome assembly
UAUGCACAAUGUGAUAGGUAGGGAAUAGAAUGGAUUUGCAAGUUAGAUUAGGGUUAAGCACAUUUACUUAUAGUAAGAAGAGCAGAUUAGGUCAAAUGAAAUGCUAAAUAAUUACUUUAUAAACACAUAGUAGCCAAAUUUCAAAGACAAAAGCGUGCUGCCAUAGAAUAGUCAUGGUGUUACAAAUUAAGCACAAUUACAUUGUUCAAAAAUUUUCAAUCCUGUCUAAAAAUAGUGGUUCUAAUCUCUAUACCAAUAUUGAACUCCGGUUUUAUGUUUAU